Molecule: messenger RNA, 714 nt
Organism: Hypoxylon fragiforme
Lineage: Eukaryota; Fungi; Ascomycota; Sordariomycetes; Xylariales; Hypoxylaceae
Product: Pcc1-domain-containing protein
Exons: 3
Coding region: 216-548 (110 amino acids)
Cellular component (GO): EKC/KEOPS complex
Source: RefSeq, a predicted model, not a curated record
UCACUCUAGGGCUCAAGUGCUUUUAUGCGUUGUACAGUACCCAUUCUGCCCCGCCAGAAACUGGAACCUCAACUUACAUCCAUACCUAAAUUAUCUAAUUAUUUCUUAUUGCGCAAUCUACAUUCCAGCAUUUCAACUGAAACAACAUAAACAAACCAUAACAACAUUCAUCAAGUCUGUCAUAUCUGUCAUAUCUCACAAGAUAGCCAGCCACCAUGACGGUCGCAACAGACAUACAAUUUCCAUGCGUGCUGACUCUCGAGGUGCCAUUUCCAACACCUAGACUUGCCUCCGUUGCUCUUAAUGCAUUGCAAGUGGACAAGGAGUUAUCUCCAUUGGUGAAGCGAACCUUCUCCAUCAACCCUAUGACUAAGAGUGCCACCAAUGGAGAUGUAGGAGGAAACAUCCUACGGACCGAGUACAAAGCUACCACUAACAGGAUGCUUCGAGUCGCUGUCAACUCGUUCAUGGACAGCCUACAGCUAGUUCUUGAAGUCAUGCAAGAACUCGACACGGAUGUAUUAGCUACGAAUAAUACUGCAGUAUAAGUAAAAAGCAUGCAAAGCUAAACAGACUCCUCCUCGUGGCACGGGUACAGACAUGUCACGUCAUAGUUUAUUAAGAAAUGUGAUCCUAAUAGAUACCCCUUGAAGACUCAGACACGACAGAAAAAUGUUUAUUGCUAUAUUCUAAAUAAUAUGUGAUUGCGUUUUU